AUGGCUCGUCUCGGACGCGGCGGGUUCCUGAUCCUCGCCGCGGUCUUUCACUUCGUGUACAUCUGGUCAAUCUUCGACAUCUACUUCGUCAGUCCCAUUGUCCAUGGCAUGACCGCCCACCGCGUCGAGCAUGUCAACGGUAAAGCACCCGCCAAGCGCCUCGUGCUCUACGUCGGCGACGGUCUGCGCGCCGACAAGGCAUUCCAGUCGUUUCCCGACCCGAGUCCUCCCAACGAUCCACCGACCGCCGACGAUCUGACGCCACGACCACUCGCGCCUUUCAUUCGUUCGAGAGUGCUCGAGCACGGUACGUUUGGCAUGAGUCACACGCGUGUGCCGACUGAAUCACGACCUGGCCAUGUGGCUCUGAUCGCAGGCCUCUACGAGGAUGUCUCCGCUGUCACGACCGGGUGGAAGAACAACCCAGUCGACUUCGACUCCGUCUUCAACCGUUCACGCCACACGUGGUCAUGGGGCUCGCCGGACAUCCUGCCUAUGUUCUCCGACGGCGCCGUGCCUGGUCGGGUCGAUGCCGAUCACUACCCGCCUGAGUUCGAAGACUUCUCGUCUGAUGCCACGGCGCUGGAUAUCUGGGUAUUUGACAAAGUCAAGGCGAUGUUCGCCGAGGCCAAGACGAAUAAGACGCUGGAUGCUAUGUUGCGGGAGGAGCAGGUUGUCUUCUUUUUGCAUUUGUUGGGGCUCGAUACAACGGGACAUGGGUUCAGGCCGUAUAGUAAAGAGUAUUUGCAUAAUAUCAAAGUGGUGGAUCAGGGCGUUGAGGAGAUCACGAAGCUGAUGGAAGACUUCUACGGUGAUGAUGGUGAGACAGCAUAUGUCUUCACUGCUGAUCAUGGCAUGAGUGACUUCGGGAGUCAUGGCGAUGGGCAUCCGAAUAACACCCGCACGCCUUUGGUGGUUUGGGGCAGUGGCGUGGCGAAGCCCAGCUUGUACAAAGACAGAGAUGCGCCGGGCCAUGAGGAUGGCGUGAGUCACGAUUGGGGUCUGGACACGGUGCAGCGGCACGAUGUGAAUCAGGCGGAUGUCGCUGCACUCAUGGCGUAUCUUGUCGGACUGGAGUUUCCUGUCAACUCGGUCGGCGAGCUGCCGCUGAGCUACUUGGCGGCGUCGGAUCAAGAGAAGGCAGUAGCGGCACUGGUCAACACGAAGCAAGUGCUCGAGAUGUAUAAUGUCAAAGAGGAGGAGAAGAAGGCCACGGCAAUGCAGUACCGACCCUACACUGGCUUUGCGAAAGUCAACGCAACAGCAGCUGAUCGCGUCGCCGAGAUCGAGCGCAGUAUUUCUGCUGGUAGGCAUCAGGACGCCAUCAAGUUGUCUUCGAUCCUAUUCCAGGACAUCCUACAAGGGCUUCGCUACCUACAGACCUACGACUGGCUCUUCCUGCGCGCCAUCAUCACCCUUGGCUACCUUGGCUGGAUCGCCUAUGCCUUCACCACCGUCAUCGACCUUCACGUCACCCAGGGCAGCGCCGUCCCGCACCGCAACUUCGCGACCAUUGCAGCAUUUUCAUCCAUUCUUGUACUACUAUACGCAUCAUUCGUCGUCGACCGCUCACCAUUCAUGUACUACCUUUACGCGUUCUUCCCCGUCUUCUUCUGGGAGGAGGUCUUCGCCCGCCGCAAGGGCUGUCUUUCUGGCAUCAAAAAUCUAUUCAGCGAUAUGAAGGAUUCUUCCGACUACUUUACGUUUGCGAUUCAAGCAGCCAUUUUCAUCGGCGUUAUCCAAGCGAUGGUGCAAUCAUAUUUCCAUCGCGGCAUUUUCACGGUCAUCUACGGCUUGGCAGCGUUCUGGCCGAGUCUGUAUGGACAGGAGUUUGUGAAGCAAAAUUCGAACACUUUACUGGCGUGGGCGGCUGGCUGUAUCACCCUGAGCACUUUUACGAUGUUGCCAGUGUUGAAAAUUGAGGAUGCCAAUACUAUCACAUAUGGAGGUAUACUCAUGCUGCUGGCCGGCUGUGGGUAUUUGUACUUCGAGCAUACGAUCACAUCGCAGUCAAGGUCGAGCAAGACGGCGGGAAUGCAGACCAGUGCACUCAGCAGGACGAUCAUGGGUGCACAGGUCGGCGUUAUCCUCCUGACGAUCAUCGUCACACGUUCGAGCGUGCUGAGCUUACAGGCAAAGAAGGGUCUGCCGUUGGGAAACCAAGUGCUGGGAUUCUUCUGUCUCAUCAGCUCAAUCGUCCUGCCAUUUGUGCAUCGACUGGCUCCCAACAACCAUUACCUCCACCGGCUGAUGGUCAUCUUCUUGACCUUUGCGCCUUGCUUCAUCCUCCUCACCUUGUCAUACGAGGGACUAUUCUACUUUGCCUUUGGCGCGCUCUUGCUCACCUGGGUCCGGCUCGAGCACGCGAUCUACAUGUUCCACUCCACGCCUCACAAGGACACAACGCCAACAAAGAAGACAAAAUCCAAUGGCACCGCCGUCCCACCCACAGCCAUCACCAUCAACUCCACCUCCGCCGCAAAUACAGACCUCAUCCCGCGCAAAACCCACCGCACACUUACCCUCGCCGAUCUCCGCACCUCCCUCUUCUUCUACGUCCUCCUGCAAUCCGCCUUCUUCUCCACCGGAAACAUCGCUUCCGUCUCCGCUUUCAGUCUCGACGCCGUCAACCGCCUCAUCCCUGUCUUCGACCCCUUCUCUCAAGCAGCUCUCCUAAUCUACAAGAUCCUCGUACCAUUCGCACUUAUCUCCGCCGCACUAGGGAUCUUGAACAGGAGGGUAGGAUUACAAAGCUCGGCGCUAUUCAUGGUGGUCAUGGCGUUUAGCGAUCUGAUGACGGUGGAGUUCUUUUGGGUGGUAAGGGAUGAGGGGAGUUGGCUGGAGAUUGGGACGACGAUCAGUCAUUUUGUGAUUGCGAGCUUAAUUGGGGUGUUUGUGGCCGGGUUGGAGGGGGUUAGCGAGGCUUUGAUUGCGGGGGUGGAGGUUGAUGAUAUUGGUGGAUUUGAAUCAGAGGCCAGGAGAGAAGGCGGCGUUGAGGUCGUUGGAAACGGGGUCGCUCAAAAGGAACAGGCUAGGUAG
This is a messenger RNA of Cyphellophora attinorum, 3039 nucleotides long. RefSeq names its product GPI ethanolamine phosphate transferase 1. Bases 1 to 3039 code for a protein of 1012 amino acids. Gene Ontology annotation, molecular function: mannose-ethanolamine phosphotransferase activity. Gene Ontology annotation, biological process: GPI anchor biosynthetic process. The transcript has a single exon. The record is from RefSeq and is a predicted model, not a curated record. Gene Ontology annotation, cellular component: endoplasmic reticulum membrane. NCBI's taxonomy places the organism in Eukaryota, Fungi, Ascomycota, Eurotiomycetes, Chaetothyriales, Cyphellophoraceae.